Gallus gallus (chicken) is the source of this 9065-nucleotide messenger RNA. It is a transcript of the gene MKRN4P, whose product is annotated as makorin ring finger protein 4, pseudogene. Gene Ontology annotation, molecular function: ubiquitin protein ligase activity; metal ion binding. The coding region runs from base 4179 to 5447 and encodes 422 amino acids. Gene Ontology annotation, biological process: protein polyubiquitination. Lineage: Eukaryota; Metazoa; Chordata; Aves; Galliformes; Phasianidae. The record is from RefSeq and is a predicted model, not a curated record. The transcript has 8 exons.
ACUUCCGGUGCGGCCAUGCGCCGCCCUCUGGAGCCGGCCCUGCGCUGCGGCCCGCGCCCGCCUCGCCCUUGGGGAUCGGGCCGCGCUGCCCUCCAGGCCCGCGGGGCUCCUGAGUCACGGCGGUCGCCGUGAAAGGGACUGUGGGGUGCGGGGCUGCGGGAAGCACCAGCCGUCGAGUUCGAAUCGGGCUUUAGAUGUCUUAAUAGCGCGGAUGUUACUGAGAGGCCUUGCUCAGGACGCAGCCCGCCGUGACCCGUUCCCACCGCGCGAGGAGCGCCGCUGCCCGCCUUACAUCACGGCUCGCAGCGCUGCGUCAUUUUGCAUCUGCAUUUCCCCUCAGACUGCAUUUCCGAUAAAUCUCUUGGAGAUGAGCGUGCAGAUCUUGCCGCAUGUCGCAGCGCUGCCAGAGGGGCUAUUUUUAAACCGGGACUGCAGGCUGAGAGGAACAUAAAGCAGUUCUUGCAAAGAUAGAAAUAGGGUUUCCUAUGACACAAACGGAUGAUCGAAGCCUGGGUUUAAGAAGCAUCUCCUUUCUUUUUUUUUUUUUUUUCUUUUCUACUUUUAAGUCUCUGUAUUUCAUUUAACAGCACGUUCCCGAUCGAAUUCUUUCCAAAUCAUUUACACGAUAUUUCCUUUUUCUUUUGGGAAGGGAAAGAGGCUCCAGAUUCUCACGUGAGAUCUUUUAUGAGCCAUUUCCCCUUGGAGCCAAGGGCGGCCCCGAGAGCCGGUGCUUGGCUCUCUCAGCAGCCUGCUCGCUGCAUCCCUUUGUGUUGCUGCGGGGGCCCUGCAGUGUCUGAGGCAUCCUUGCUAACUGUUGAGUACUGUUUGGAUUGCCUCACGUUAAGCACGUUAACGGUGCUCAUCUGGAAAACAACAGUUCUCAGUUCUGAGUACUCCACUGCGUGCAAAGAGCUUUGGCCAUGAAUAGCCAGGUUAAUGUUUGCUGCAAGGCUGUUAAGCACAGGGCGGAGAUGAGGAAAUGGCUGGGAAUGGUGCUUAGCUCAGCUCUCCAGUGAGCUGCGAGGGCAGAGGUCGGUGCUCCCUCUGCAUGAAUUUGCUGUAUGUUUCUGAAGACCGAAAAGCCUAAUUAGGGGAAGUACGUUGAUGAGGUGUAUGUAUUUGCCCAGACACAGCGAAUCGGUUGAUUGCAGACAGUGACUGCAGAGCAGUCGAGCUGAUCUGUGCCUGUACCGGGCAGCGAGUGUGUCGAACAAAUAUAUUUAUUUCAAAACGCUGAGGAAAGCUUCUUCAUCGCAGAAGAACACAUUCAUGUGCUGUAAUGUGAGCUUAAACAAAAAUAAGAUCUCAGCUUUCGACCUAAUGAGCCUCUCCAUUGUUCUUUUUGACUAAUCCUCUUAGCUACCCCAGUGCUUGUUUGUUCCUUUCUUUGUUUGUUUGUUUUCAGCGGGCCCCCUCCAGUUGCAGAAAGCAGAGCUUUCCUCAGGCUUUGAAGUAAAAUUAACGAUUCAGCCUAAUCUUCUGGGACUGUGUAAUAAGAAUUCGGUUUUUCUGAGUUAAGUUUCGGUGGGGUGGAGUUCCUGUUUGCUUGUUAAGAGAAUGCACUUACUCUUAAGUCUUGUUUUACCUUUGUAAAUGAGCUGGAGGAUUUAACUGUGAGAUGAAGGGGUUAAUAUCAUUCCAGAAUCGAGAGGUUUUUUUUCACUGCAGUGUCUAGAGCAGCUUCUGUUCUGAGUAAUGCUGCAGAGUUCCUUUCAUCUGUAACUUUAUCUGAAUCAUCGUAUGGGUAACAGCAGACACUGCCUGAAAAACUUCAGACAAACAGGAGUAUCUUCGAUACGACGACUUGGCAUUUCGUGGUUGGUGAAGGAAUACAGCUGUUUUACCAAAAUGGGAAGUUGUAGAAUUAGAGGGUGUUCUUGCUGCUUGGUGUGUCGGGGUGAUACCCUUGGCUGGGUGAUUGCAUCUCGCUCCAAGACACCGGGGACUGAGAGGAAGGCCUUUGAUUUCUCCUAGACUUGUGGUUUUGCAGUUGCUGCUCUUCUGCUUUUUCUGCAGGUUCAGUUUAGCACUCAGGGUGGAAAAACAAAUUCAUCUUCUUCCUCAGUAGGUCACGAGAACUUAUUCACAUUCGGAUCCUUUCAUUACUGAUGCAUCUAAAAGAAGAAAAAGAACAGUAGUUCUUAUCAAGUCCUUCCUGUUUUAGACACGAAACUUAACUGAGCGGUGGUAUAGCUGACACUUAAACCAAAGAUAAUGCUGUUGGCUCCAGAUAAUUGAGUUUUCCAGAUCUCAUGCAGUGGUACUUCAGCUCAUCAAGUUGAUGUAAACAGAUUGCAUUCAGUAACUGAACAGAAAUAAAACCCUUUAGCACCUAGGUGGUGUGCUUUGAGAGUUGUCUGCUGUGUGUAACUGCUGUUCUUUCCGAGAACCGAGGUCAGGUAUUGUGUUGUUUUUCUAUUAAACAGAAAAGAGAAUCUGAAGCACACAGGUAGGCCUCCUUAACUUGGUGUAGCAGUGGUGAUAAGGUGUGGUGCACAAGCCUUUUAAAAACCUGCAUGCAUAGCCCCUUCUUAGCAGCUCUCCUCUGGACACCUCCCACUACCUUCUUGCUGAAGAAGGUUAUGGAAAGGAAAGGACAAGCAGGUAAAUGCUAUUAAGACCCACUUUUGUCUUGUCUUUCCAUUUUUAUAAGGUUGCUGACUCCUGUAGAAUUUUGCCAGCAGCUCAUGGCUGAAUAUACACGUGCUGUGCUGGAGCAGCAUGCCUGGUCUCUGCUCAGCUGCCUCCAUCUCGCCAGGAGCUCUCAGCCUCUAUCAGUCCUGAAGCAGCCAGUGGGUGCAGCUGGCUGUUCCUCGGAGGUUCCCAUCUGCCAGUGAUGGCAAUGCUUCUGUUCUUGCAGGAGACUCAGCUCUGUUGCUGGGUGUAACAUUCUCAAUGAAACCAGUGGUUUAAUAAACAUAUGCGGUUGACUGAUAGAGUUAAGUGGAUCUGAAGGAAAGGACAAGCCACACCUGAGAAAGCAAACUCAUUGCAACCUUCUAAAGCUGUGGGGAGAGAUCUUGCAUAGUGAUUUCACUAAUUGGAUUACACAUGUGAAGACUCACUUGAAGGAAAUGAUCUGAAAGCAGCUAGCACAUGCUAAGGUUCUAGAAUGCAGCAGUCUGUGUUUUAAGCUGUGUUGUCUUUUUAAUGAAGUCAUUAUACGUGCUUUUGCUCUAGCUUAUGGCAAGUAGUAGAAGUAAUAUCCUUCUGAUAGUGGAAAAAAACUCUUUAAAAGCUGAUAUUUUAAGGUAUUUAAUUCUAUGGCCCUGGGUGAUAGCUUUCUCUAUGCAUUUCCAAAAAAAACCCCCAUGAAAUGUUGGUUACAUGUUAGAUGCUUUUUGGAUGUGCAAAGCCUGAUUUCUGUGGCUUUUCUAAGCAGCCUGUGAAAGGCAGGAUUUGCUGUUUUGGUUAAAGGAUAUGUAAUUAGGUAUUAGUUGCAAUGUUUUUUCAAUGCUAAAUUGUCACUGCCUACAGUUAGUACCUCCCGGAUCGGUUGUUCCAUGUGUUGGCACCACAUAGCUUUGUACAGUCUUGCAGUGAACUGAGUGGGGGGAUGUGGUAUGGUCACAGCAUGUGUGGUCUCACCACUUUGUGUUCCUAUAUCUGAAUAGGAAAGACAGAGCAGUGCUGUAUGAAGACGCCCAGAGAGAAUGCAGUUACAUACUUAUCCUGCUCCAGUUUCACUUAUUCAGAUCAGGUGGUGCAUGUUCCCUGGGUGUUUGACAGAAAGCAACGUUCGGAUGUCCUUCUGCAUGUCACUGAGUGAGGCAGGUAGCCUGUUCAGUUUUCAGUUUUGACAAUCAUUUUUUUUUUCCUAUAUCCAGGGAGAAGAGGCUGGUGUUCCUAGUGUGCAACAUUACACUUAAAUUUGUGUGUGUAAAGAUGUUCUUCCAUAUUUUUACAUGUCAAGCCAAAAGUAAUGCACUCCAUGCUUUAACAUAUCCAGUUUUCAAGUAUGACCAAAGCAUGUUUUAGCCAAAUGCAGCAAUUUCACAUGUACAAUGUUAAUUUCUUGGUGAUGUUAAAGUCAAAACUUCCCUCCUUUGGGCAAGAGGUGGAGUUGGUGUAAUCCUUGGAGAUCUUUCCCUCCCCCUCACUUGAGUUAUCUCAUAGAAUGGCGCUGAGCUUACUGCAUGGGAAUGCAACGCGAAAGUGAUGGGAAUUAAAUUAAGCUCAUGAGUGCUUCAGGUUUUUUUCCUUCCCCCUUUAUAAGGUAUUUCAUGCAUGGAGUCUGCAAGGAAGGAGACAACUGUCGCUACUCUCAUGACCUGUCCACUGGUCAGUCUGCCAUGGUGUGCAGGUAUUAUCAGCGUGGAUGCUGUGCUUACGGAGAUCACUGCAGAUAUGAGCACACCAAGCCGCUGAUGCAGGAAGAAGAAUUGACUACUGUGAAUCCAGCUGCAAAAACUUAUCCCUCAGACCUCGCAUUACUCCCUGAAACUGUUGAAGAAGAUAUUAUUGAGAUAGAAGAUGAAAAUAUAGAUCUGGCAGCUGCUGGAGUAGGUGCUGAAGACUGGGUGAAUGCUGUAGAGUUUGUUCCUGGGCAGCCAUACUGUGGACGCGCUGCCCCUUCCUGCACUGAAGUACCCUUGGAGGAAAUGGUGAUUGAGGAAGAAUAUGAAAAGCAGGAAGCAGACGAGGAGAUGAAGAAGCAGCUGUGCCCCUACGCUGCAGUGGGAGAAUGUCGUUACGGAGAAAACUGCGUGUAUAUCCAUGGGGAUGUCUGUGAUAUGUGUGGACUGCAGGUCUUGCAUCCAGUUGAUGCUGCCCAGAGAUCCCAGCACAUAAAGUCUUGCAUUGAAGCUCACGAGAAGGACAUGGAGCUUUCUUUUGCCGUCCAGCGUAGUAAAGACAUGGUGUGCGGGAUAUGCAUGGAGGUGGUGUAUGAAAAAGCUAAUCCUAGUGAGCGCCGCUUUGGGAUCCUCUCUAACUGCAACCACACUUACUGUCUCAAGUGCAUCCGCAAGUGGAGGAGUGCUAAACAAUUUGAGAGCAAGAUUAUAAAGUCCUGCCCAGAGUGUCGGAUCACAUCUAACUUUGUCAUUCCAAGUGAGUACUGGGUGGAGGAGAAGGAAGAGAAGCAGAAACUCAUUCAGAAAUACAAGGAGGCAAUGAGCAACAAGCCAUGCAGGUAUUUUGAUGAAGGCCGUGGGAGCUGUCCGUUUGGAGGGAACUGUUUUUACAAACACGCGUAUCCUGAUGGCCGUCAAGAGGAGCCACAAAGACCCAAAGCCCAACGGAGGAAUCGGUUCUGGGAGUUCAUUGAGGAGCGAGAGAAUGGUGACCCAUUUGAGACCGAUGAGGACGAAGUGGUGACCUUUGAGCUCGGUGAGAUGUUGCUCAUGCUGUUGGCAGCAGGAGGUGACGAUGAGCUAACGGAUUCCGAGGACGAGUGGGACUUGUUUCAUGAUGAGCUGGAAGAUUAUUAUGACCUGGAUCUAUAGCACCUGACAGGGGAGUGUGGACUAUCGUCUUGGCUUCAGGCAGUAGCUAUUACUUACCUGUGGUGUUGUGGCAGUGCCUGUGUUUCUCCUAGGCAGGCCUAUCAAUUCCAGGUGCUGUUGUAAUAACUUUUACCCAGGGUCUGUCUUGUCCCGUCCCCUCCCUCCCCGAGAGUGUUGUUUUUCCUCUGUUUAAACAAAUAACAAGAAAUCUUUAAAAUCUUAGUUUUUGUAAAAAUGAAUUUAACUGUCAAACAGUUAGCUUAGAUUUGUUGCUUCAUCUAUGUACCCAACAGAGCUCACCCAGUUCCAGGGUUAAAGUGUUUACAGGACUUCCACACUCAUUUUGAAGAGCCCAGAUACAAAAAUGAGCAGUGGCCAUGCAGUGGGGAUGUCAAUUGGCUGAUGGCCUCUUUUCUGUCUCUGUAUCAAUAUUUCUGACGUCAAGCCAGAUACAAAUAAUCCUUUUCUGGCAUCAGCUCCGUUCCAGCCCCCUCAUGUACACAUCUUCAUUUGUGAUUUUGGACUCUUGUUUACUUGCACAUUACUAUUACUACUGUGUAACCAGAACCAGGUGUGAAUGUUCCGGGUUUUUACUGUGUCUAGCAUGAAAGGAUAAUGUCUUAGUGAAAGGAGAACUUUCUAUGUGUAUAUACAGAUAAAUGUAGAGUUGGACCUCGAGGAUGGGGAGACUCUGUGUAAGUUAAGUAACAAGACCACCUUUCAUCCCCUCUUGGUGCAUGAAGUCUAGCCUCCAAUUGGACAUGAAUCUGGUUUAGUGGUCUCAGCUCAGUCUGUGGCAACGAUCUGUCAUGUGCAACUCCCUCAUACACCAGCUCUCUUUCAUGUGUUUCGCUAGGGUUGUCCAGGAGCAGAAGUCCGGUUAGCCGAGUGGGGUCAGAGGAACACGAGAGGCCCCUUUAGCUGUACUGCUCUUUAAGUUUUAGAACUUGGUGCGACCACGUAAGCCAUGAGCUUUGCUAGGAAAUCUCUGUGCCACUCAGCUGGUUCAAGGUACGUGUGCCUUUCAGCAUCUGAGUUGGGCAGGUUGCCUGGUCAAGCUGUUCAGCUUACGUGAGUUACUGCUGAGGAAGUCGGUCAUGCAGUUUCUGGCUGUAAUUUGCAUUGAGAAAUUACAUUGCCACCAAAGCUCCAGCACAGGAAUUUUAACCUUGCAUUACAUUAUUGCUGUUUUUUUUUUUUAUUGACUUGUGGAUGCCCCGUGAUCUGUUUUCCUGCUGCUCUUGACCCCUAAACUGCCUCUCCUUUCACUUUUAAUUGGAAUGAGAAAUUGUUCCGAGGUCUAUAAUGUAAUGUUUUGCAGCUGCCUUUUGUAAGAAGCACUUUUCCCAAAUAAAAAAAUACAAAAAAAUGAAAAAAACAAAACCCCCCCAAAAAAUGAAGUGAGGUCUGUCUGUUCUUUUACAUUUGAAGCCUCUAUAUUUUUUUAUUUUGGAGUGGGAAGGGGAGGGUGUUUGCGUUGUACGAAAGCAUUUGGUGCUGAGCUCCUGCAGAAUCGUGUCACGCUAAAAUGGCGUUUCAACUUUGUUGUAACCUAUCCAACAAAGAUUUUGUGAUGGAAGGAAUACAUUCUGAACGGACAGCUGAGAUGAUUGAGCUGCUGAAGGAACAUCUGCAGCUGUUACUGGGAACAGAAGCGGCUCCCUCAGAAAUAAUUUCCGUGCUAUGGUACUAUUUCUGUUUGUCCCCAACAAAGUCAACUGCAGUACAUUUUCUAUUAAGUUUUCUGUCGUAAUGCUGCCCGGACAGCAAGCCUAAGCAUUGCUACAGGCUGCUUUCUGGGAAUCCAUGUGCUUCUUUAAACCUAUGUGUGUUCAGAAGAAGCAUUCUUUUACAACAAUGCAUAAAGAUGGAAGUUAAAUACUAGAGGCGUAUUUGGCCUUACUCAGGAGUAUGAGAAAAGAUGAGCUGAGCAGUCUAAAACCAUUGUCAGAUCUUUUUCCAGAGGCAAGCAGCAGAGGGAGAAAUGCAAAUGUAAAUGAAGUGGAGGUACGGGAGAACCAGGAAAAAAAUAGGGCUGUGGAGUAGAACAAGGCUUCCACACAAUGAAGGUAGGUUGCCAACUUCUUACUGGAGUGAUAUAUUCAAAGUGUAACGAAGAUGUGACCCGUAGGAUGGGGAAUGGUAAUGGACUUACAAGUGCGUGGAUCAGUUUUCCUUCCCAGGAGGUCAGAAACAGCAUGCUCUGCUUCUGGUUUGGGUGCAUUUGUGGCACGGUGCUAGGUGUUGCUGCUUCUAAACCUUGCUUGUUGUAUGAUUUCAGGCAAGUUGGGAAUACUUGAAUAAGUGAUUUAAUGAGGAGGUGGCUCUAUCCACUUGCAAGGUGAGCAGUGUAGUCCAGCUCAUCGUGGCGAGGUGUUUUGGUUGUUCCCUUGCUUUGAAACGUGCUGCAGUUCUUGUUCUGCAAGUAGAGGAACUGCGUGUAUUUGUCAUUGAGCAGCACCGUGUGCUGCUUCCUGCGUGAAUCCAGUUGUUGGUAGGCCUGUUCUGAAGUGUGCUGUUGUGCUGUAAUUCCCUGCCACCCUACCAACGGGAAUGACUGAAAAGUGUGGGGCCUUUGAAGUGAGUGAAGAAUGUUGGUAGGCUGCUGUGGUUUUCUUCUGUAAGAACAAAUAAAUUGACGAGAAUGAAGAUCAACUUUUAAUGUGAAAACAGAGUGUAACACUUAAAAAGAAAAUGUAGUACAUAGUAAGUAAGUUCCCAAGAUAGAGAAACCGAAUAGAUUGAGAGGACAAUGAGAGUAUUCAUAGCAGCGUUGAGGUGAAAAAGGUUGAGAGAAGUAUUGAGAAGGAAAAAAAGAUGCAUGCUGUCAUUUGAAGUGCCUUGGCUGCAGUCCCUGUGCAGGAAUAUAUACUUCUGAUUUCGUUUGAAAUUUUGUACCAGCUGGUAAUUGUGGAGGGUGUGCAUGCUCUAGUUGGUCUGCUUGCAAUUGUAAAAGCAAAGGGCACUUCUUAACAGCUUAACUGCUGCUUCAGUUCAUCAGGGCCUCUGCUUCUUUACAAUCCUUUUAAGUGCUGCUCUUUCCUGAUUACAACAACGUGUAUUGCAAUGUUGCUUCUGAGAGGCCUGUUCAAUUAAGGAAAUGCAUAGUAACUCUUUCCUGUUAUGGGAGACACAACAUGAAUUUCUGUUUGGAGCAUGACUUGAGGUACAGUGUCUCCUGUUUAGAAUGGAGAUUGUCUACAUGGCAUUAUUAAUGCUGCAGCAGCUUGAAGGAAGGGAAUCCACACGGUUCUUGGGAGUGAGAGAUAAUAUGGGACUGUGCUGUAUGGCUCAAAUAGUUGUAAGUAUAUUAAGUUUCUGCCCCUUACUUGUUGCCAUGACUUGUUGCUGUUACCCACAGGUAUGCUAUUUGUCAUUUGCAGUCCAGCCACUGUCCACACCUCCUUGCCAGCAGCUUAAUGUGAUCACAUAGACAAGGCCUUUGUGGGCAGCUAAGCUGAGGCUGGUUUUGGAACAUCACUGAAGUGCAGUAAAUGACUUUAAAGGCCCUAACUGUCUUAAGCUAACAAUGAAAUGUAAGUCCCUAUUGAAAGUUGAUGUACUUCUCAGUGAAAGAGGUUCUUGCUCUGAAUAAAGCAACUCUACUUGUAUAUCCCA